Messenger RNA from Vitrella brassicaformis, 1281 nucleotides. Lineage: Eukaryota; Vitrellaceae. The record is from the annotation of a GenBank genome assembly.
CACCAACCCCUCGUGGGAAAUGCCUUUUCUGUUUCUAACGUUCUUUCCCUCUCCGCGUUUGGUUUCGCCCAUGCCGGGGCCCUCGAAGGCUUGUCACGGCAUUGCUCCACUUCCUCCCUGAAGGUCCAUAAUUGCACUGCCGACAGCGACGCACACAUCGCCAAGCGCGUGGCACUGCAUGGCCGCGAAAUGGGCGUGACGGCGGGCGAGUGGGCUAUGCGACACCUCAGAGGAUGCACCAACCAGGGUCAGAGAACGACAAGCACCCACCCCUCUGCGAGAUGACACAACGUCCACUGUUCAAGUGUCUGAUGCAGAUGUGAGGAAUUUAUACAUGGAGAAAGACAGGGGUGAGAAGAAGUGGGAAACCGGCAGCCUUACCGAAGCGGCCAGCUGGCCAUCGGCAUGUCACGCAGUGAACCCAACUUCAGACAGUACCAAGUCACGUGUACGCGCGCGCAGCAGCAUGGACACACACCGCAUUCGUCAUGUGUUACACUGCGGUCUGGUUUGGUUUGCCGUGUUUCUUCGGUAUGCAGAUCACCACAUCAUCCCCAAGUCGUUGCUCAAGAGGUUCUGGAACAAGGUGGCUUGCUACCACCACGGAUACCUCAUCGGGCUGGUGGAGAUCCUGGGCGACAUGGCUCCAUACUACGCAUUCUGGCCCGUGCUUUGCUUACACGCAUGACACAAGCCCGCCCACCGCACCGCAGCCGCAGCAAUCAAUCGUCUCUGUCUCUGUCGGGGGUGGGGAUGUGAUGUGUGGGUGCACUGUGCAGGCUCAAGAAGGCCCGUGUGUCGGAUACACAGACGUGGCUGCACUUCAUCAUCAACCCGGAGUCGCUGGAAGGCGUCAGAUCAUCCGGGGAGGCACAAGAGUCCUGGGACGCCCUCAAGGCGGCGUAUUUGUGGAUGCCCGGUGAGUGAGUCAUGCAGCAAACACCACACCUUCGCUCUCUGCAUUUGAUCGAUGCAUAAAGGUAACGUCGUCAAGGGGCCGCAGCCGCAGCAGCGUGUCAACGACCCGGGCAACCGGCUCGAUAUCGACGUCUGCUGGUACCACAGCUGCCUCAAAGGCUCAUCUAUCUGCAACUUCAUCGCCUACACCUAUCAGGUAGGUGUGCAUGGGAGGGAGGGAAGGCAGAAAAAGAGAGGGAGAGAGAAAUGUCUGCAUAUAUGUCCGUCCAUGUGUGCAGGCCAUCGACCAGUACAUGGAGACAAGCGAUGAAGUGGUCCUCGCGGCGCCCUGGAGGGACUGAAAACGCUCUCCCACCACCUUGG